CAUGAAGUAAACCUCAAAACCACCACGAAGUUUCUAAAUCCCUGCAAGUCAUUUGAUACAAGACCAUCAGAAACAAGAGAAACAAGAAUAACAUAUCAUCCUCAUCAAUCUACAUACUAGUAACUACUAAGUGAACCAUACCUUACCAUCAAAAUGACCGAAACCAGCCCCAUCUACAACACCAUCGCCGCCAUGGACGCCGAAGACGACGCAGCAGCCCACAACACCACCGCCGCCACCGACAGCGCAACCACCGCCUACGGCGCCCACGCAGCCCGCAGCGCCACCGUGGCCGACAAUAAUGACGAAGACGACCAUCCGCUCACCAGCUCCCAUCUCGCCGGCUAUGUCUCCACCCAAGACUCGGACCCGGCGGCCGCCCGGCCUCGAACCUCUGCAUACAACAACCCGCGGGACCAGGUGGUGUCGCGCCAGCGGCAGGAGACCUCGACGCCGGGAGGCUUAUUUGAUUCCAGAGAGGUGGAGGAGCGAGCGGACGGGUCGAGGCGCGUGCAUCACGAGUUUGAGGAUCCGGCCACGGGGUUAACUUAUGUGAGGGAUCUGGAGGGGUGAAAAUUGUUGGGUGGGUGAAUGGACUGAAUAGAUGAGUUAAUUCGGUGGGUGAGAUGGCUGGUGUUGUGAGAUAGAUAUGUAUUGUUGUUGUUGGUGGGAUUGAUUAAUGUGUAGGUAGUGACUCGGGAUUCAAGAGAGACUGAGAUGGUCGACUCAGUGGUAAAUCGCUUAAAUAAGUA
Aspergillus saccharolyticus JOP 1030-1 is the source of this 752-nucleotide messenger RNA. RefSeq lists its product as uncharacterized. Lineage: Eukaryota; Fungi; Ascomycota; Eurotiomycetes; Eurotiales; Aspergillaceae. Bases 154 to 573 code for a protein of 139 amino acids. The record is from RefSeq and is a predicted model, not a curated record. The transcript has a single exon.